AUGGACAAAAAUUUGAUUGCUGAAAAACUCAUGAAAAGUGUCAUUAUUCCAGGUGAGUACUGUAGGACUUUGGGGCUGUUGAUCAUUUCCAUGUUUUAUUAUAGAUACUUAAGAAAUUUGAAACUUCAAGAUUUUUUUUUUGAUUUUUCAGUACUGUAAAUCAAUUUUUCAAAGUUUCUUUUAAAGGAGCAUACAUAUACUUUGUCUAAAAAUUAAAGUAGCAUAGAAAUUUUCACUGACUUCAGGUACUGUGAUUAUUUUAAAAAUACAUGAUUAAGUUAACUAGAAAAAUUUUAAUACAAACCUCAUCGGCAAUUUUUAAAUUUAGAAGUACUGUCUGUGGUUCAAAAGUUCAAAGAGCAUUUUAUAAAACUGUAGGAAGAUGAACCAGAUUAUUGUAGAAUUUCAAAGGAACAUAACACUUUAAUACUUUACUUGGAGUGUUCAGGGAACAUUAUAUUUCAUUUUUUUUGUUGAGAAAUUGUAGAUUCCUUAAAGUACUGUAGCCUGCCCUUUCCAAAAAAUGUGUCCUUUUGUUUUCCAAACAAACAAUUUUCACAAGAAAAGUGAGAAAAUUUCAGAUCAAAUUUCCUAUGUGGAAAAAAGAAAACAAAAAAAGUUUUGAUUUGAAAAAUCUUUUUUUUUUGUCCGCUUUUGACACGAGUAUCAAAUUUUUGUUGGUUUUUUUUUCGAAUUUGCAUCUGGAUCCCGAAAGAAAAUAGAGAAAGAGAAAUUAAAUUGUGAUAAAUUUUCCAGCUGGAAAAAAUUGUGCCACUUUUUUUUCAAUUCUCAGAACCAGCGCAAAAGCAAAAAAUUCUGAAAUCCAAAUUCAACAUUUCUUCUGAAAAUCCAUAAGUUUGGAAUCUCAGAUAUUUUUUGAACUUCAAAAAAACCUAGUUCAGAAAAUCCAUGCCCUGGAUUUUCCGCUGAAAAUUCCUCUUUCAAAAACAAUGGUCCACUCUCAAAAAAUUCCAAGCUUUUUCUGUCAUCAUCUCAUAAAAUGAUUUGUUGUGUGCUCGUUGAAAAGUCACGCAAUUUUCAUCGGAAAAUGUAAUUAGGUCCCCAUCUUCCCCCCAAAAUCCAUUUGUUCGUGUGCGGCACACAAAAAUGGGCGGAGCUUAGGCUAAUUUUUAGUGUUCUGAACGAGAAGCGUUCCUUCUUAUAGCUUUUGUCUGAAAAAAAAGAAAAAAUAUUCAAUUUCCUCGCCUCUUUUUUCUGCUGGUGUAAAAUAAAAAUGUGUGAGUUUUUCUGAAUUUGACAGAAAACGAUUUUUAAAAUUCGAAAAAAAUAAUUAGAAUUUUGAAAAUUCUGAAUUACAGACUACGAAAUGUAUAAGAUUCAUCGUCAAGGUCAACAACAACAAAAUGGUGAAAAAGAGGCAAAUAAUAACAAAAAAUCGGUUAGUUUUGGGGUUUUUGGCUUCAAAUUUUUUUUGAAUAUUUAAAUAUUCAUGUGGAUUUUUGGCAACAAAUUUUUGAGUUUUAAUAUUUUCUUUAAAGUAAGAUUUGAUGCUCCAACAAUGAUCUGCAUUUUGAACUUCUAUUUUUUUCUGAAUUUCAAAAAUAAUAAAUCAUUGACCUUUUUUCCAAAUAUGAAUGACUCUUCUCAAUUUAUUCAAGUCUCAAAUUUCAGUCCGAAAAAUCUUCAUUUUCCAUUUUUUCGCUGUCUCCCUUUUUAAAAAUAUUCUGAACUUUCUAUUUUAUUCUAAAUUUUUAUUCUGGUUUGAAUUUUUAUGAAUGCUUUCUACGAACCGCCGCCAACAAAAAAUAAACGAGUUCGAUUUGCGGAUAAAGUUUCGGAUAAGGUUGGCAAAAAAUUCAACUAAUUUUUGAAUGAAUCUGACUUUUUUUUAAUUCCAAACAUUUUCAUGAAACUCUGAAACAGCUGAAUCUUGUCAAGGAUCAGCACCUAGAAACCGUAGUUCUCAAGUAGUCGAUACUUCAAAACUUCUAUACCAAGUAGAAGAUCAAGGUCUCAACUAACCGCGCCUAGAAAUCCACUCUGUCAAGUAGCCAAUCCUAGAAAUCCUAGUUCUCAAGUAACCGCGCCUAGAAAUCCAAGCUGGCAAGGAUCCGCGCCGAAGACCAAAAAAUUUUGAAGACCAAAAAAUUCAGUUCCUUUUUCUCCCAAAAACAACCCAAAAUUUUCAGAAAUCGAAAAACGUCAAUGAUGAAAACGACGAAAAAUGCAAAGUCAAGGUAACCAAAUUUUCACCAAAAAUUAGUUUUUCACCAACAAAAUCCGAAUUUUUUGCAGAUUCAAGAAGAUCAAGAUCAAGACGACAUCGAAAAACAACAACAAAAAUCGGAGCGAAAAAAACGAACACAAGAGGAUAUGGUGGCGGAUUUUGUGAAAAUUUUAGAGCAAAUGAGUUAGUCCUUUUAAAAACUACAGUACUUUUUUCUAUUUUUCCAGUGAAUCCACGUCAAGCUGUCACUUCAAUUAUAUCAGCUGCAAUGGGAAUUGCAGCAAUUACCGUAUCUUUGAUCUAUUUUGGGAAUUUGCCCCCAACUGCUUUGAAUGCUAAACAACUUGUUGUUAUUUUGGCGGUGUAUGGUAGGCCAAAUUUUUAAAAUUUGGGGAAUUUUUGAGUUUUUGAUCAAAUCUCUGAUCUGAAAAUCAAUCUUAUUUUGUCUCAAUAAAUUCCUAAUAUUUUUCAAAAUUCUGUUGAAAAAAACUUUUUUUUCGAAACUUAAAAAAUUUGGGAAUUUUUUGAAAUGCGAUAAAUCUUUUUUUCUGAAAAUUGAUCUACAAAAUUUACAUGAAAAGUUUGUAAGCCACCAAACAAUUGAGAAAAUAAUCUCAAAUCUUCAAAACUCCAUCGCUCAAAAUCCCAUGUUCCAGGAAUUCUACAAAUCGUGUUAGCCACCGCAUUUUUCAUAACUUGUAUGCAAACAACAAUUGCUGUUUCAAAAGGUGUCAAAGAUGCUCUUCAGAUUGUUGUUGGCCUUUUGGUGGCUCUUAUUUAUGUCGCUGUUACACUCAUUUCAUUGGCUGUUGGUAUUUUUGGUAAGUUUCAAAGUUGGGAGAUACAGAAAAAUCAGGGAGUUUCUCGGCGGCUCUCCAUUUUACAUGCUCUUUAAAAAAUUUACAUUUUUCUGGAGCUUUACCUUAAGGCACUAAUAUGAGCAAUCCCAAGUAUUCAUGUAUAAAAUAUGACUCAUGAUGUUUGAAAAUUUAAUUGCUCAUAUCAAUUUUCAUUCGAUUUUGAAACUGGAAACAAACUGUUUCAAAAUUUAUACAAUUUCCAGAAGACUAUUUUUAAGUUAAUUACUUUUUGCUUCCACUCUAAGUUUCUCUGCGUCUCUAACUUCCAAAAAAAUUCUAGGCUUCUACAAAACCCUGUGCAUCGUUUCAUUCGUUGAAUACACGGACAUUCAUUCCGAAAUGUAUUGCCCAAUCACAGUGUUCUACACAAGUUUAAUCGUUUUCAUCCUUCAUAUCGUUCUAAUUGUCGCCAAAUGUUGUUGUUGUAAAUGA
Molecule: messenger RNA, 3480 nt
Organism: Caenorhabditis angaria
Lineage: Eukaryota; Metazoa; Nematoda; Chromadorea; Rhabditida; Rhabditidae
Source: the annotation of a GenBank genome assembly